This is a messenger RNA of Cygnus atratus (black swan), 530 nucleotides long. RefSeq lists its product as uncharacterized. The coding region runs from base 111 to 530 and encodes 139 amino acids. Lineage: Eukaryota; Metazoa; Chordata; Aves; Anseriformes; Anatidae. The record is from RefSeq and is a predicted model, not a curated record. The transcript has 4 exons.
GGUGGGGGGCCGGCUGCUCGGGGAUAGACUGGGCAUCGGUCAACGGGUGUGUUUUUGAAUCCAGUCUUCCUCCUCCUGCUCAAAAAAAACUUACCUAGUUAGUCACUUGGAUGACUCUCCAUGUUUGCAGGCAACGCAAGGUGAAAGUGAACGUGAAGGAGGAAAAGGAGAAGGCAAAAGUGAAGGAGAAAGGAGAAGGAGAAGAAGAAGGAGAAGGAGAAGGAGAAGGAGAAGGAGAGGAGAAGGAGGAGAAGGAGAAGGAGAAGGAGAAGGAGAAGGAGAAGGAGAAGGAGAAGGAGAAGGAGAAGGAGAAGGAGAAGGAGAAGGAGAAGGAGAAGGAGAAGGAGAAGGAGAAGGAGAAGGAGAAGGAGAAGGAGAAGGAGAAGGAGAAGGAGAAGGAGGAGAAGGGGAGGGGGAAGGGUGUAUCGGGUUCACAUGGCAAGUGCUUUUGUUUGGGGGGAUCAGCAGGAGAUCCUGACUUCGAGUAUGAAAGUCACUGUCUUCAGAAUAUCGUUGACCUGGCAGUAUGA